AUGGCUCUUUGCACCGCAAAGCUCAUCAUCUCCUCUCUCCUUUUCACUUCCACCAUUUUAUUUACCGCAAAUUCUCACACUUUCUCAAGAAGCUUGCUUCCGGAAGAGCUUGGCCUCAAGAAGCAGAAGCUGAGCCACCUCCACUUCUACUUCCACGACAUAGUGAGCGGCCGCAACCCAACUGCAGUGCGCGUGGCCGAGGCCAAGAUGACCAACACGUCCACCACAGCGUUUGGCGCCGUCGUCAUGAUCGACGACCCAUUGACCGAGGGCCCAGAAUUGAGCUCCAAGAUCGUCGGCCGGGCUCAGGGACUCUAUGCGUACGCAUCGCUGAGCGAGAUCGGCCUGCUGAUGGUGCAGAACUACUUCUUCACUGAAGGGAAGUACAACGGGAGCACGCUUAGCGUACUCGGCCGGAACGCUGUGUUCUCCGGCGUGAGGGAGAUGCCAAUCGUCGGCGGGAGCAGGCUCUUCCGGUUCGCGCGCGGGUACGCUCAGGCGAAGACACACUCGCUCGAUCUCCAGACAGGCGAUGCGGUUGUGGAGUACAACGUUUACGUCUUCCAUUAUUGA
Molecule: messenger RNA, 573 nt
Organism: Eucalyptus grandis
Lineage: Eukaryota; Viridiplantae; Streptophyta; Magnoliopsida; Myrtales; Myrtaceae
Product: dirigent protein 22
Exons: 1
Coding region: 1-573 (190 amino acids)
Source: RefSeq, a predicted model, not a curated record